Messenger RNA from Diaporthe amygdali, 1257 nucleotides. RefSeq lists its product as uncharacterized. The record is from RefSeq and is a predicted model, not a curated record. The coding region runs from base 1 to 1257 and encodes 418 amino acids. NCBI's taxonomy places the organism in Eukaryota, Fungi, Ascomycota, Sordariomycetes, Diaporthales, Diaporthaceae. The transcript is spliced from 4 exons.
AUGCGCCUUGCGCCUUGGGAGUCAAACAUGAGAAUGGAGUCCGAGGGUGAUGUGGUGUGUGGAUCGACCAUCUAUCUCAAUAACCCAGUUCACAUUGCUCUGCAUGCGGCUCAGAAUCACUCUCCAGCAUGUGAUAUAAGGAGUGAGGUGACGCUGGGAACAACGUCUCGUGCUGAUAAAGGCUACUUCCAUCGCGACCACGCAUAUGCGAUCCUGGAAUAUAAGAGGCUCGGAGCUGUCUCGAGACGCUGCGCUCGUGGUGAGUUCGAGAAUGGAGUUCCCAAGGAUCCAAAACAGUUCGCCUUGUGGAUGUCGAGUGCCGAGCACAGAUUUGGAGCUCGUUUUGUGGCGCUGUUCGACUGGAAUGCUCUUGUUCUUUUGGUACUUCCACAGUGCCGAGGUGUUGGCCUUAACGACAAGGUUUCUUACGCAUACAUCACUGAGGUCACCGACAACAGGAAGUUCCGGCGAGCUCUGCUUGGGUUUCUUCUGUUUGCAUAUAGGAACAGCCUCGGUGAAUCGUCCGGAGACCCAUUAAAAGUACGGCCGGAUUGCUUUCCUACAUAUGUGCAAGCGUACAAGCGACGCGUGGCGGAAGACGAGAAGUAUAAUAAAUCUAAAAAACACGGUCCCCAAGGUCUGAGGAAUAACAACACUUCUUAUCUCGAAAUUGAGCCACAGCAGUCGUUUGGGAGAGGGAGGACGAACAACCGACAUGCGCCUGUCAUAGAGAACAAGAACACCAAACUUUCCUCCGCAAAGAGCUAUCAGAACUUACAUGCUGCGGAUGAGUACCAAAGACACGCAGCAGCCCUAGGUCUACAUGCUAGGGCCCAUUCCGAGGAUCGAGGUAGAUCCAGGCACCAGCAUGCUGAAGGUCAUAGCAAUCUGGCCACGAGUGCGACGUACACAGCAUCAAAUUCGACUCAUCCAAACACUACCGACCCGAUUGCUACCCGCAUCAACCUGCCCAUCCGCAGCCGUGGCGAGACCAAAGGCCCCAGCAGAAGGAUAAGAAAGCAACAAAGCUCAAAUUUGGCAACAAAACAUGGAGGCUCAGGUGCAACAGCCGUCAACACGCAGACUUGGGGUGCAGGUCACAUAGCAGGACGACCACGUCAAGUCCCAGUCAACACCGCUGACGAUGGUCAAUUUGGUUCAUACAUGAUGGUACCAAAGGUGAUCCGCAUCUGUUUGAAGACCAUUCGAGAGGCACAAUUUCAUGGUUUGACUUUCCAACAACCUCUAGUCACCUGA